AUGGCACCUUGGGGGCUCCUGGCCUGGGCCACAUUCAGUUGUUCUUGGGCUAUCUCUUUGGAUGAAAUCGAUUAUUCUCCGGAAGAUAUUAUCACUCGGGAUGUCGCAAUUGUGGGUGGUGGUGCAAGUGGCACCUACGCUGCUGUCCGACUCCAGCAGGACUUGAGGAAGUCUGUCGUGGUAGUAGAACGAAAGAAUGUCUUAGGAGGGCACACAGAGACAUACCACGAUCCUGUCACCGGCUCGAUCAUUGAUAUCGGCGUGUUGGCCUUUCAUGAUCUUCCUAUUGUGCAUGAUUUCUUCGAUCGUUUUGAUAUUCCACUGGACAAACUGACAUUCAACUUGGCUGGCCUUGAACGAGUAGACUUUCGAACAGGAAAUCCAGUGACUGUCUUUAUUGACCCCAAUGAGACCCAGUUGGCCUUGUCACGAUGGGCUGCUCAUCUGGCUCGAUUCCCGACAUUAAACGACGGGUUCGUGUUUCCAUUCCCCGUCCCAGACGACCUACUGCUCUCAUUCCGCGAAUUCGUGGCAAAAUACAACCUCGCCGCCAUCGUGUCUUCAAUCUGGUCAGUUGCUCAAGGGUAUGGAGACAUAUUGAGUUUGCCCACCCUUUAUGUGUUGAAAAUCUUUGGCCCGCAUAUCCUUCACAGCCUGUCCACUGGUUUCUUCAGCACCCGUCGGCAAAAUAACCAUCAAGUCUACGAGAAGGCUCUGCAAUCUCUGGGAGAAGAUACCAAUGUUUUUCUCAACAGCGUGAUUGUUUCCAUGGCUCGGGAUCUUCCGGGCUCCUUUGCGCGGGCGGUAGUCAGGACACCGUCUGGAUACAAGUUGUUGCGUGCAAAACAAUUUCUUUUCACCCUUCCCCCAAAGCUCGAUCAUCUAUCCGGGUUUGAUCUUGACGGGGAGGAAAUCAAUCUUUUUUCCCAAUUUUCCAGUAUCGACUAUUACACUGGGCUGCUUCGGGACUGUCCUGUCCCCCCAAACAUUUCAUUGUCGAACAUGGUAGCGGAUCCAUCUACUUUCUACCUACCACGACUUCCAACCUGCUAUACUCUGGGACUUAUCCAGAGUUCUUCCAACCUGACCAAUGUGAAAUUCAGCAGUAACAUCACAACAAUGGGUGUUGGAGAGGUACGAGCGCAAAUCACUGCCGAGGCAAGAACGGUGGUCGCCGGAAGCAGACCAUCGUUGGCCGUGUUGUCAAAUCAUGGGCCAUUUGGAUUGCAGGUCUCAGCAAAUGCGAUCCGACAUGGUUUCUAUCAAAAGCUUAAUCGGCUCCAGGGGCGUCGGCGCUCUUUCUGGACCGGUGCCGCUUGGCAUGUUCAUGAUAGCGCACUGUUGUGGAACUUCACGGAGGGCAUUCUGACACACAUGCAAUUAUCAGACUGCCCAUAG
Molecule: messenger RNA, 1398 nt
Organism: Penicillium alfredii
Lineage: Eukaryota; Fungi; Ascomycota; Eurotiomycetes; Eurotiales; Aspergillaceae
Product: flavin monoamine oxidase family protein
Exons: 1
Coding region: 1-1398 (465 amino acids)
Source: RefSeq, a predicted model, not a curated record